AUGUUCAUGCCGGAGAGAUUCAAAGAGUACCAUCGCACAUUGCGACAAAAGAGAAGUGAAGAGUUGUCGAUGAAACAGGUCGCUGGCUCUUUUGGAGGGUUGUAUGCUGUCAUUCACCUCCUGCAAUACUUCGACAUCUGGACGCUGCUUGCUCUCAUGGUCGGCGCCUACUUCAUUUACAGACAAAUUGCGGACAACUGGAGCAAGGUUUGGCUUGCCUUCAACCAGGACGCUGCAGAACCUGUCAGCAACACGAACCAUUCAGUCAGCAAGGCACCAAAGUCCAAGGGGAAGAAAGCGCAAGGUCGAGCGGAAUGA
Molecule: messenger RNA, 318 nt
Organism: Symbiodinium natans
Lineage: Eukaryota; Dinophyceae; Suessiales; Symbiodiniaceae
Source: the annotation of a GenBank genome assembly